Messenger RNA from Ogataea philodendri, 4155 nucleotides. RefSeq lists its product as uncharacterized. Lineage: Eukaryota; Fungi; Ascomycota; Pichiomycetes; Pichiales; Pichiaceae. The coding region runs from base 1 to 4155 and encodes 1384 amino acids. The transcript has a single exon. The record is from RefSeq and is a predicted model, not a curated record. Gene Ontology annotation, cellular component: mediator complex. Gene Ontology annotation, molecular function: transcription coregulator activity. Gene Ontology annotation, biological process: regulation of transcription by RNA polymerase II.
AUGAGCGUUUCCCCAGGGAAAGUGCCCAAUCCUGCGGGAGUUUACCCGCUGAAUGGUGAGGAUCCCAACCCGGGAAAGGAGCCGGUGUUUCCAGACUUUCGUGUUUGGAAACACUCGUCCAAGGACGAUAUGACGAUGAAAGCCAAUCUCCAGAAGGGAUUCUUUGAGCCGGCCGUUGUUGCGAGCGAAAGCCAUUCGGGACGGCAAAUUUUCACACAGUUACUCAGCAGAACGACUCCAGAAGUCGCCGAUGCAAGCACAAAGAUCAAGAUGGCCAACCUGAGCGACGUGAUGGUAAAAGCUCUAGUUAAGCGUCGGGAUAUCAAUAAAAUCAAGUCCAAGUCUACAUAUAGACCUCCGCCAAGAGUCACGUUGACCGACCACAAAAGAGAACUUUGGAUGAAUAACCUGGCGAACCCCAAUAUCCCGUUGAAACAGCUGGCCAGAGCCAUUCCCCACGGACUUCGAAACAGAUUUCUGUUGGAACAGUGCAUGGCACACCAGGUGCCAAUUGCUCGCACGAUAUGGCUUGUGCGGUGUGUUUCUGCAAACGAACAGCGACAAUUGAAACGGAAACUCUCGAACGCAGCUGGACUCAACAAAUGGGUAGUCGAAUGGACAGAACAGGUUGUCCAGUUUCUGGAACAGGUGAUUUCCAGUUCGUUCGCUCCGCAAAACAGAGACUCGUGGAAAUCGAGACUCAACUUCAUUCUUGAACUCAGCAGCAACUUGUACGUGGAAGACCUGUUGAGUCGCGAGACUUUCCUCGGCUGGAUAACCAGCUAUCUGGACAAUUUGUUGAAAAGUGAGUCGUUGAACCUAAUUGCUGUUCAUUACCAGUUUGUUCGACUGUUCUGGUUCAAAAUGAUCAGCGUCGAUUAUUUGUCCAAAGAUCUGGGAGAAAAGCUGUUGUUGGCCGUUUCCAAAGUGCAGCAUCCGAAAUUGCUACGCGAUUUCCAGUUGUUGGUGCAGUAUCUGUUUUACUACAACUCGGACGCCUUUAUCAUCCCGAACUCGUGGUCCUCGCUUAAAUCGAGUCUCAAGGCGCUGAUUGAUCUGUCGUACCCGCCAAUCUCCGAACAGUACAAGCUGAUUUUGUACAGAAACGAGUCCCUAAUGAUCGACGAGGCCACCAACGAAGCAUAUACGAAUUUUGGCAGUCGAAAAGCCAUCAGAGCUAUCCAGAAACUCGACAAUGUGCAUUCAUUGUCGCUCAAGAACCUGUGCAAAGAGGUGUUUGAAGACACUUCCGACUCCGACUGCGGUUCUGUGGACGACUGGCAAACCACCAUAGCAUUGAUACUUAAAUGGUCGAUCACCACGUCGCGCGACUCGGCAUGGGCCCGUCGUAUUAGCGCAGUCUGUUCACUGCUGCGCAUCAAGAUCCAGCAACUUGGCCAGGUCAAGUCCAAGAAAAACAGACAAUUCAAGCUGGAGUUGGAGAUGGCCAUCAUAGAUUUCGCAUACAGCAUGGCCGACGAACUGGACUACUUGAACCCGGACUCCAACCCAUACAGCUUUACACAGUUUUUGCUGCUGAUUAACGAGCUUCAUUCGAUGGGUCUUUUUGUGCUUUCAUCGUAUUUGAGACGACUAAUUGCGUCCGGAGUCAUUUAUCUGCAAAAAGCCGACAACUCAUGCUACGUUCAUCUGUUGAUUCUCGAUUCGCUGUCGAUCCAGGACUCGAACGCGAAAAACAUUCUGAAACGACUGGUCGACUCUACAGGCAUCGUGUUGCGCAACAAGGAUGACCCUGAACUGCAGGAGAAGUUGAGCAUUCCAAACAUUUACGAUCUGGACGAGAUCUGGCCGUGUUCAGAGACAAGUCCGUUGGACGUUGGAGUUCGGAUCAAGAACUACGGAUGGCUAUAUUCGAAACUGAAACAACAGAAGGAUUGGGUGGCAUCUUUCGACUCGCUGUAUUGCUAUUACAGGAUAUUUGAGGAACGGUUGCAAAAAGUGCCAGAGUUCCUAAGUCUCGUUGUGGAACAUGUUGAAUCAUAUACUGAAAUCGAACCGCGUGUGAUUUGGCUGUUGCUAAAGCUCGUCUCGUACAACGACGAAUUGCUUGCCUGUUGCUACGACAACGAGAUUACCGUUUACCAGAAACUUUACUCCACCAUCACCAGUUGGUACGAAACCAAUCGGUUCAACAUCACCCAGGUUUUGUGGGACGUUAGGUUCAAUCCACAGCUAUCGCCAACACUUCGAGAAACCGAAUUCACGCUCGAGACCCUCCAUCUAGAACAUCUGGGCCUGAUUGGGGUCUCCUCAGCGGAAAGACUGGUCAAUGCUGCCGAGUUCUCUCAUUCUCUUGGACAGGCCAUCAACCAGUACUGGUCGUUGGUGAACAGUAUGAGCUACUCAGAUAGCCAGAUGUCGCCGAUCUACCGACUAAUGAAAGGUCUUCAGGCAUGGAAACGCGAGCAGUUCCAGAACGUUUUAGUGUUGCACCUUAAAAAGUUCAGUCUGCCGUCGCUGGCCUUGGACUACGAGGCUUCCUUAAAGUUUAUUCUGAAACUUGUUCUGGAUAACUUCAUUGACAUCCACGCAAUUGUCAAGCUUUUCGAGGAUGCCUCCAAAGACGAGUUCAGCUCCCAAAGCGGGGAAAGACUGAUCUGGGACCUUCAUUUUUGCGAGGAGUUUGAGUUGAGCAACUACGAUCUUUUCUUGCUCAACUUCCAACGAAAAGUGUACAGAAACGAGCAUUCGGUUCUGUUCUACAACCAACUGCAUCGCGUGGUCACCACAACGACCAUUGCCACACCACGUCCACUCCCAGUGGUGGCUCCAUCCCAUCUGGUGGACACAGGAGUCAGCGUGGACGAUCUGAACCCGUUAUCAGACCUGGCUGUUGUUCCUGUGGCGCAAACCCCGCCUGUUUCCGCUGAGUCGGCCGCAGGACUGGUGAGACCGUCUGCGAAGCCGCGCAAACUCAACUCGUUGAUCGAGGACGGCAUAUGGCGGCUGGUGUCUUCGAACCGGCCGCUUUUUGUCAAGCUUUUCUACGAAACGCAUGGCGACGCUACACAGUUCCAGAACCUGUUGCUGGUGGUUUUGAAAAACCUGCCUGUCGGCGCGUCCAACGACGAAGCAAUUGUGCUGAGUCUCGUUAAACGACUCAACUACUUCAACCUCCCGUUGGAACAGCUGCUGUUCAAGUCGUUGCUGGAGGAGCUGCAACUGGACGACGACAAACUCAAGACGCUUUUGCGCAACAUUCUCCAGGAACUGGACGCCGCGAACGACGAGUCUGUUCUGGUGAGCGAUCUGUUUGAGCAUCUAGACGACACACUGAAACUGCGGCUUCUCAACUGCUGCGAGGAACUGUAUCUGAGAUCGGAGCAGUUCCCGAGAUUUCUGGUCAACGGCCAGAACUACGCCAACUUCCUGAUGGACAUGGCGUCGAGCUGUUCGCGACUACAAGAGUCCAAGACCAUCACGUUGAGCGACUCGCUGGUGUUUUCGCUCAAUCUGUCUUUGGAGAAGCUGAUGUACUACUGUUCGAACGUGGACGCCAAACGGAACGCGGACGACCUGGAGAAGGCGGUGAUGUUUGUUUCGCGCAUCAUUCUGAUCCACAAGAGUUUUCUGGUGGACCUGAUCUUGAAACGGUCGGUGAACUUGCAACGAGACGUUUUUUUGGUCAACCUGACCAAACUGUUCCACCAUUCGGUGAUGGACAAGAACUCGCGGCUCAAGAACCUGCUAUACGACACGCUGAUCUCGAUCAAGAUCCAGAUCUCGGAGACGACUGCGACAGCGCCCCAGGCGAGCGUUCCGACGCCGCAGCCGCCGUUCAUCACGUCGUUGUCGCUCAACAAGGGCACGCCAACGUCGACGACGAACUCGCCGCUGCCGUCGUCGGCGCCCCACGCAGAACGCAGCGUGUACACGAUGAACGUGAGUCCGCCGAGCUACAACAACAAGCUCAAGUUUUUGCUGGCGGACGCGCGAUUUGCGCAUCUCAAGGACACGCUUGUGGAAGAAGAGCGCAAGUACUAUCUGGUGGACCGGUCAAGCGAGACGCUGGUGCGGUUCAAUGUGCGACGGUUCGAGCUGAUCCAGGACGCAAGCUCGGUGGGAGGAGUGAACGACUCGUGCAUCAACCUGCAAUACUUCAACACGAGCUUUGACAGGAAGAAUCCACCGUGA